UCCGUCCCUCCGAAGCACAACUCCGUAUCGCCGAGAGCGGAGGUGGCUCCGGCUGCAGUGCAGCCCUUCGUCGCACCGGCGGGAGGCCGAAGCGCGCUCCUACGCGCGCUCCCGCCACGCUUUGACCGCGCGCAGGACAGAGCGGGGCCGUGCGGCGGCAGCCCCGGUGGGCGGGGCCAGAGCCUGGGCGCGUGCGCAGUGGCGCCGCGCAUGCGGGCGUGGGGGCGCCGAGAGGCGUACCGGAGGCAGCGCGGGCGGCAGCUUGCUGUGUGUUUCAGAUCCAAUGGCUGUCCCACCGUCAUACUGUGACCUGGGAAAGUCUGCCAGGGAUGUUUUCAACAAGGGAUAUGGAUUUGGAAUGGUCAAGUUAGAGUUGAAGACCAAGUCUUCCAGUGGGGUGGAAUUCACUGCAACCGGUUCUUCCAGCACGGACACAGGCAAGGCUUCAGGCAGUCUAGAGACCAAAUAUAAGGAGAAAGACCAUGGACUUACAUUCACUCAGAAGUGGAACACAGAUAACACACUGGGAACAGAAGUUUGUGUCGAGAAUCAAUUGGCUGAAGGGUUGAAGGUGGCUCUUGACACUACAUUUGUACCAAACACAGGGAAGAAGAGUGGAAAGUUGAAGACCACCUACAAAAGAGAUUAUAUACAUGUAGGCUGCAACGUAGACAUUGAUCUCUCUGGACCAACUGUUUAUGGCUGGGCAGUGGUGGGCUAUGAAGGCUGGCUUGCUGGCUACCAGAUGGCUUAUGAUACAGCCAAGUAUAAGCUUUCACAAAGUAACUUUGCCUUGGGAUAUAAGGCAGGAGACUUUCAGCUGCACACUAAUGUGAAUGAUGGCACUGAGUUUGGUGGGUCUAUUUAUCAGAAGGUUACUAAUAAGGUUGAGACAUCAGUCAAUCUUGCAUGGACUGCUGGCAGUAACAACACACGUUUUGGUAUUGCUGGAAAGUACCAACUGGAUGACAAGUCUUCCGUUGUGGCUAAAGUGAACAAUGCCAGCCUCAUUGGAAUUGGUUACACUCAUGCCCUCCGACCUGGUGUAAAGCUGACACUCUCAGGCUUGGUUGACGCCAAGAAUUUCAGUGCUGGAGGUCACAAACUCGGGCUGGGAUUUGAGCUGGAAGUCUAACACAGCUUUAAGUAAAACAACUGGUGGUGCUCUGGAGCAUGAAGGAAAAGUGUACCCCAUGCAUUUCAGCCUUAAUAUUACUCUGAAAUUUGAAGAAGUGUGAACUUUCUACUCUGCCCAAGAAUGACUUUAACCCAAUGCUGAAGUCCAGAGUGUGCCAGCACAACAAAGGAAGACAUGUGAAGGCAUGCAUGGAAGUUGUGAUGUUUGUGCCACAUUUCAGUUUCCUGUAUUUUAAAUCUGUUUCAAAAAAAAACCAGAAGAAAAUCCAACCUCUCCCCACUAUUGUAUUGCAUUUUGCAUGUCCUAUACUCACAGGCUUUUAUAAAAGGUGGUCUCUGUGCCGUAGUGGAAAUUUGGGGUUACAUCAGAAUGAAAUAAAUUGGUCACGGUCAGAA
This is a messenger RNA of Vidua chalybeata, 1533 nucleotides long. It is a transcript of the gene VDAC3, whose product is annotated as voltage dependent anion channel 3. Gene Ontology annotation, molecular function: voltage-gated monoatomic anion channel activity. Gene Ontology annotation, cellular component: mitochondrial outer membrane. The transcript has 9 exons. NCBI's taxonomy places the organism in Eukaryota, Metazoa, Chordata, Aves, Passeriformes, Viduidae. The record is from RefSeq and is a predicted model, not a curated record. Gene Ontology annotation, biological process: monoatomic anion transmembrane transport. Bases 284 to 1135 code for a protein of 283 amino acids.